This is a messenger RNA of Paramecium sonneborni, 2272 nucleotides long. NCBI's taxonomy places the organism in Eukaryota, Ciliophora, Oligohymenophorea, Peniculida, Parameciidae. The record is from the annotation of a GenBank genome assembly.
AUGCUUCAAUUAUAGUUAGAGGUGAGGACAAUCUAAUUUUUUAUAAAUUCAAUGACAGAAUCUUGUUUGAUGUAGUUUAUUCAUAGUAUAAGAUAUUUAUAAUAGACUAAUCCUCAAUUAUUUUGAAGUCAAAAUUGAAAUGCAAAUGCCGAGAUAUCUAAGUAAUUAAUGAAAAAAUUGACUUAAAUAUUUAAUACCUCGAAAAAGGGAAUGUAAAUAAGUAUUUAUAUUAUUAGCUAAAGCUUUUGUUUUAAGAUGGCUAAAUAAUUUUGGGAGAAGCAACAAUCAAUUUAGGAUUUUAUAUAGAGAAUAGUCUUCCUGUUAUUAUAGACAAUAUUACAAUAUAGAGUAAAUAUGAUUAAGAAGCAUAUGUUGAAUUGAGUUUAGGUUGGAAUAAAUUAGAGUAAAUAUAAACUCAAGAAAUUGAAUCCAUUAAUCCCGAAAGAGAAUAACCAUUAUUUAUAAAAUUAUCAUAAUAAAGUCCAAAUAGAGUAUAGAAUCUAAAAUUUGGAGACAAACUUGAAAACUUAAAGAUGAAGGAUUCCAUAGUUGCUGAGAACUAUUUUAAAGAAUUCAAAUAGGAAUAGUUUGAUAAAAAAUCAAUAGAAAAUGAUAAAGUAUAAUAGAUUGAAGAUGAAAAAUUAGAAGAUAUUCAUAAAGUACAUAUCUAAACAACAAAUUCUCUAAGAUUUUAAACUCCAAAGGACUGCAAAUUUACUAAAAAGUAGAAGAUAUAGACUUCAUCAGGACAUUUAGAAAAUUGUAAAAAAUAAGUGAAUAAAAAAUAAUUGUAGAGUGAUUCUAAACCUACAUUCAAAGAAUUAGGCUAAAAGAUAAGAUAAAAAAGUACAAAUAGAUUUGAAUCUAGAGUAAAAAUUAGAAUUGAAAAUUAAUAGGCUGAAUAAAAUGAAACUGUAAAAAGAGCAACAAAAUAAAGAUUUUUUUGUAAGUAAACAGAAGAUAUAGGAAAAUAAGUUUAAAAAUAUUAAGAGGCUGGAUUUUUUACAAGUAGAUAAUUAGAAUUAGAAAAAGGAAAUUAAGAUUAAUCAAUUUAAGAAUUACAUAUUGAAAAUAAGUUAUUGAAAAAUUAAAUAUAAUCAUUAUAGUCAGAAAAUUAAGGUUUAAAAGAAAAAUUAAUAAAAAGUGAAGCUUCUUUUAAUUUGUUAUCAGAAACUUAUACAACACUUAGAGAUGAAUAUAAAAAAUGCUAAUUAAAAAGUUAUGAUAAUUCUAAUAAUAAUUUUAUUUUGAAUAAAGAAUAUGAAUUAAUCAAAAAAGAAUUAGAUUAAAAAUAGAAAGAGAUUGAAUUCAGUUAUAAAGAGGGUUAAUUAUGGAAAAUAGAAUUAGAAAUAACUAAAAGGGAAAAUGUGUAAUUAUAAAAAGAUCUAGAAUAAAUGAAAAAAGAUUUUUUUAAUAAAUAAAUAGAGAAUAUUAAUCUCUUAAGGGAUAUAGAGGGAAAAAAGUCUAAAAUAAAUACUUUGGAAUAAGAAUUAUUUGAUAAAAAAGUAGUAUAUAAAUAAAAAAAUUAAGGAAAUUAAAACAUUAUUAAUAAAAUGGAGAAGAAUGAUGAAUGGGAUUUUGAAUAAAUGAAAUAAGCUAUAAAUAGUUAGAGAAUGGAAAUAGAAAAUUAUAAUGAAGAAUUAAAAUAAACAAGAUUAAAACUGUUAGUUUUAGAAGAGGGAGAAAAUUAAAAAUUUGAAUUGUUAGAUGAGAUAGGUAAAACAAACCCAUAAUUAUAAAUGGAAAUAUAAAUGUUAAAAUAGAGAUUGAUUGAAAGUAGUUAGGAAAUAAAGUAAAAGUAAAUAAUGAAUGUAGUAGUAGGAUUUUAGAAAAUGAGAAAUUAAAAAGUUAAAUAAAUUUAUAUUUAUAAUAACCAAAUGAGUAGAACUUAGAUUUCACAUAUUUAAUUAAUAAGUAUUCAACUUUAAAUGAUAGUUUGAAAUAAGAAAAUUAAGCGUUGAGUAAAUUAUAAAUAUAAAUUAAAUUUAGUUCAUUAAAACAAAAAGGAUUAAGUUAAGCUAGAAAGUUUAUAGAAGUAAUUAGGCAUAAAUAAAGUAAUCAAUAUGAUAUUAAGAGAAAGAACAUAAUAGAAUUGAGUGAAUAGAGACAAUAAUCUCUUGAAUAAGAAAUUACAUAACUUGAAAAAGCUGUUUUAAAUGGAAAAUAGAAUAUGGCUGAUGUAAUAAAUGCUGUUCUUGAGUGUGGAGGAACUGACUUAGCUGAAGCUGUAGAGAGAUUCUUAAUUGCUAGAAGGAGUACCAAAAUAAGUUGA